GUGGAGGCCUCAAGCUGGCGAGGCCUGUGGAGUCAGGCUUGGAGGUGCUUUGAAGAAGAAGCAUCUUUUGGAUUUAUUCUUAAUCUGAUUGCAGACGAUGAUAAACCUUUGCCUCCCAAACUUUCACCCAAGGAUACAGUGCAAUAAGGUCUGUGCUGACGGCUAUGACGUAAGCAACUUGAUAUCUGCAGAUCCCGUGAAGACAAGGUGUGGAUUCCGUGCCGAAUACUUCAUCAAACCUCCUCUACAUGUUACAGUGUCAUUCCCAUUUAAUGUGGAGCUUUGUAGAAUUGACCUGGAAGUCUCAGGCUUGCAAAACUCUUUAGGAUUGGACAUCUAUACCUGUACAACAUGUAAUAAGACUCAGACAUGGACGGAAAAUUCCUUACAGAGCUCUCAGCCUGCUUGCCAGACCUUUACUGACAAAGAUGUUUUCACAUUAGUUGGGAAGGUUGUGCUGAAAAACCAAAACAAAGUAUCCUUUAGGCACAAAGCAUACAAACCCAGAGCUCCUUUCAAUGAGCUUAAUGAGCUUUCUGCUGUUGACAGCCAUACCUCCAAACAGGAUUUGUGGAACAAGGGACAAUUUUCAUUGACGAACAUAAAUCACCUCAGGAUUUGCAUCACUUACGUUUCAGGGGGUCGUGUGCCUUGUUUCAGAAAGCUGGACAUCUGGGGACAACCAUCUAGAUCAUCCCCUCUUAAACUUAUUGAAAGUGUCUUCAAGGCUUACCAAGAAUACAAGGCUGAGCAAUCAAUUCCUGUGAUCAAGCAAGGAAUUGCUUCUACCGCACCGUCUAACAAUACACCUGGUGAUAGCCUACAGCCCAGUACCCAUGGAUCUCCGCUACCUGGUGGGAGCAUUCCAGAGGAGUUUCUGGACCCCAUAACUUCUGAAAUCAUGGUCCUUCCAAUGUUACUUCCUAGUGGUAAAGUAAUCGAUCAGAGCACACUGGACAAAUAUAGCCGGAAUGAAGCUACGUGGGGCAGGGUGCCAAAUGAUCCCUUCACCGGUGUCCCUUUCAGCCACCACUCAAAGCCUGUGCCUCACUUGACUCUUAAAGCAAGGCUAGACUACUUUGUGUUGCACAGCACAAUACCAGGCCAUGACAUUGUGGGGAGAAGUCGAGUUGGUUUUGUUGCCUCAUCUGCAGUGAAGAGAAAAUCAGACUCCAUACAGGAUGCAGACAUGAAUCCUGUCUCUGAACAAAUAAGUGCCUGCACUAGUUCAAAUUAUUCAUCUGUGUCAGAUUCUAAUGAAAAGAGAUUCAAAGCAGAAGUGAAAGAACCGCAGAAGUCUGAGAAAAGUUUGGGGUUGGUAUCACAUGAGCAGAAAUUAGCACAGAGUCUGGACAGCGCAUUGGCUUCCGUCUUAAGCACAUUUCCAUCCUUUACUGCCAAACAAAGUCAAUACAAACUACAGCCAGCAGGUGGCAGCAACGCUGACUGUCUGCAAGAGCAAAGUCCAGUUAGGUCUGAUGAAGCCUGCAGCAGCUGCAGUGAGGCAUUCUCCGCAUAUUCCAAACACUUGGUAGUGUACAGAUUGUUGUGUGGACACCUGAUCUGCAGGCCCUGUUUGUCUGAGCGACAGAAAUCUUCAACACCUUCCUGCUUGAAAUGCAACCGGACAAUCAAUACCAGUGAUGUUGUGCGGGUCCACCUAUAGAUCAAUGGCACUUUCAGCUCUUUUUUUGUGUCUACAGGGAAUGUUGGAAAUACUUAGGUGUUCAAAGGGUUCAAAAAGUUCAUUUUAUUCUCAAAAUGUGCAUGUACAAUAUAACUCUGAUAUUUGUCUUCUCCAGAUAGCAAUGAAAUACAGAAAGACCAUACUUCAAUUCCCUAUACAUGAAAAAGAAAAAGAAAUAAAACCUUUAAAACCCCAAAAUCCCCUAGCCCCUCAGAAUUGGAUGGAUUCUGAACUCUAAAAUUGAAUUAAUGUUUAUCAGUUUCAGCCUGGCUAAUUUUAGAACUGCCUGGUGUUUACCUGAUUGGCUUAUCAACUUGGUAAUGACUGGCGUAUCAAAAUCCUGUUCUGUAGACAAGAAAUAAAGUAGUCAUGAUGUUCAUUGUUCUGGAAAUCUUGAGAUAAAAUAAAUUUAAUAUUUGUAUCAUGGGUUUCUUCUUUACAAGAGAAUUUAAAAGUGAGGCAUACUUUCUGGAGGACUCCUGUUUUUUUUUAUAAAAACACUAACUUACACUAAAAAUAAACAAAGGCCUUUAAUUUCAGCCUGUCAAGGUUACAUACAAUCAAAUCAAGCCUGGAAUAUUAAGGUUUUGUUAAACGAAUGAUUCAUUGCUGAAACCUACUAUUGAUUUGAUGUCUUGUCAUCUUAAGUUUAAAAAGAGGAAUUGUAUUAACAAGCAUGAAAUAUAAUUCUAGUAAAACACACACACAGAUACUGGUUAGUAAGUUUGCAGAUGAUACAAAUCUUAUAAAUCAUGUUGAAAAACUGGAAUAUAAAACUGGCAUCAAAUCCAUAUUUUUAUAUUUCUUAUCAGAUAUAAUAUUAGCA
Molecule: messenger RNA, 2513 nt
Organism: Mobula hypostoma (lesser devil ray)
Lineage: Eukaryota; Metazoa; Chordata; Chondrichthyes; Myliobatiformes; Myliobatidae
Gene: ubox5
Product: U-box domain containing 5
Exons: 5
Coding region: 98-1666 (522 amino acids)
Biological process (GO): protein polyubiquitination
Cellular component (GO): nucleus
Molecular function (GO): ubiquitin-ubiquitin ligase activity; ubiquitin protein ligase binding
Source: RefSeq, a predicted model, not a curated record